UGUUUGCAGAGGGUGCACUGAGCACUAGACAAUGUCCCAGACAGUGAUCAUCCAGCAACCUGGCUCCGUGGGGUCUGCCAUCAUGUCCCCAACGGGUGACUGGAGCACCGGGAGGUACGAAUGUUGUGCAGACUGUGCCACAUGCUGUUUGGGGACUUUCUGCCCAAUGCUUCUGUCAUGUUAUGUGGCAAACAAGUAUGGAGAGAACUGCUGCCUUGGCAUCACUUUUGGAGGCAUGACGGCGCUGCGAACUCACAUGCGCCUCUCUUACGGCAUCCAGGGAACCAUCUGCAGGGAUGUACUGGCGAUGUGUUUUUGUGGCCCUUGUGAGGUAUGCAGAAUGGCUCGCGAAAUGAACAUCCGCUCUCCACACUAAAGGCCCGGCCCGAGCGGCGGACCCCGGCGGGGGCGGGGGGGCUGGUGCCCAAUAAAGCUGUUACCGACCGA
Mauremys reevesii (Reeves's turtle) is the source of this 447-nucleotide messenger RNA. RefSeq names its product cornifelin homolog B-like. Lineage: Eukaryota; Metazoa; Chordata; Testudines; Geoemydidae. The record is from RefSeq and is a predicted model, not a curated record. The transcript is spliced from 4 exons. Bases 32 to 376 code for a protein of 114 amino acids. Gene Ontology annotation, cellular component: cornified envelope.